Messenger RNA from Fusarium pseudograminearum CS3096, 1803 nucleotides. RefSeq lists its product as uncharacterized. Lineage: Eukaryota; Fungi; Ascomycota; Sordariomycetes; Hypocreales; Nectriaceae. Gene Ontology annotation, molecular function: DNA-binding transcription factor activity, RNA polymerase II-specific; RNA polymerase II cis-regulatory region sequence-specific DNA binding; zinc ion binding. The transcript has 2 exons. The coding region runs from base 1 to 1803 and encodes 600 amino acids. Gene Ontology annotation, cellular component: chromatin. The record is from RefSeq and is a predicted model, not a curated record. Gene Ontology annotation, biological process: DNA-templated transcription; regulation of transcription by RNA polymerase II.
AUGCCAGCUCCACAGCAGGCUCCCCAAUGUCCGACAUGCAAUAAGCCAAUCGCAUUCAGUCGAAACGAAUGCCCGUUUUGCCACAAGUCCUUUUCAAGGGUUGACGCCUCGACACGACACGCUCGAUCUUGUCCAGCUCGAAAAGGUCGUGCUUUGCUACGGCAUAUCAAGCCAGGUAAAAAGUCUCGCGCUUGUGAUAAUUGCGCCAGGUUGCAUCUUUCCUGUAACGCCGAGGCCCCCUGUGCUAGGUGCUCAGCUAAGCACGUUGCUUGCAAUUACAGUACCUUGUGUCAUGAUAUUUCACAUAGGGCUGUUGCCUGCGAACUACCCAAGGAUGGCCGCCACAGCUUGUCAUUUCUGCUGCAGGCCAGUGACCCCAGUCAUAACUCUAUGGAUGUUAACGUGGCUGCCGAGCCCGAAAGAACUCUGGAAGAACCAACCUGGAAUUGCCAAGAGUCAGAAACAACGGGUUGGGUUCCAGGAACCGUUGAUCCGAAGUUUCUUCUAUUGAAUCUAUCAGAUAUGCUACUGGACGAGCCUCUAGACUACGAAAGCACUGAAAGCGAUUUUCAGUUUCAGAGCAUCUUCAAUCCUCCUUCUGCAACAAAUACUCUUACGACACGAGUUGCAGCACUAUCGAGCAGUCUCCAAGGCAUGGCCACCAACAAGCCUCACCUGAAAGAAGAACUAAAUUACAGUCUUCAAAGAGGUUUCUUCACCGUGUCUCAUUUUCAAAACGCCUUUAUCAUCUUCUUCCGUCGAAGGCACUACCACAAGCCCCCAAUCCACUGGCCGACUUUCGAUUUGGACAAAAUUGCACCUCAUUUGCUGCUGGCUGCCGUGCUUACCGGAACCGCCUAUCUUCAAUAUCUCGACCGUUCGUCUCAAAAUCCUCUCACUGCAUCUUUACUGGAGGUUGCAGAGAAGUACAUAUUCAAAGAGGUCAAGAGACUGGCGGAUCAAAACAUGACUCCCCUUGCAUCAACACACAUGCUUGAGGUGUGUCAAGCUGCGGUUCUGAUUAAUAGUCUUGAAGGCAGCACAAAUCACAUCGAAGGCCGUCGAAGAAUUGCUAGCAAGCGAAUACCAGCAUUACUUGCUGUGUUGAGGAAGGCUGGCGUGGUUGGCCUCAAGCAUGAACCGCACCAAGGAGAGAUGGGCUGGGACAGUUUCAUCCAUCGAGAGACUUGCAUCAGAGUUGUUUCAGGGACAUUCGUCAAUGAUUCACUCAUGAGUUUGUUUUGCAAUCACCCACCAGCCAUGACAGUGAAGGAGAUGACUGGACAUAUUCCUUGUCGGAGCGAGUUAUGGGAGGCAAAUUCAAAAGCUUCUUUCCAACAGCAUAUAAAUAACCCAGCAGGAUCAUAUCCACUGUCGUGUAAUGAAGCUGUAUCUGGACUACUUGCACAAGAUUGGACGUGUUCAACAAAGGAGUCUUUUGGAAGAUUAAACAUAUCGGAUCUGUUUUUUAUCAGCGGAGGUCUCAUGCGACAUGUGUUUCACUGCCGCACAUCAGUGGUGACGCCCGAUUACACUGCCAUGGUUCUACGUGCACUUGACAGAUGGGAUUACCUUUGGGUAAAUGCUUUAGCGCGGGUUCCUGUGGAUGAAAGAAGAUGGCUUGGGAUCGCAAGGCAUUCUCCUGAAGUGGUGGCUAUCUUGAGACGAACGAUUGAGCUUAGCGGGACGAAAGAAGCAGGGAAUUCUGCCUAUCUACAGUGCGUUGCUACAUACGACAGUGCCAUCUUUCAUGAAUUUGUUCAGAAGUAUGGGCUGCGAGAGUCUGCAACCUCGGGGAGGUAA